CGAAAGACGAACAGUGUGGCACUGUACUCGAAAAAAACUGCACCUGAGAAAAUUAUAUUAUAAAAAGUUGGAAAAAGAUAAAAUAAUAAAACUAGAAAGAAAGAAAACAUAAAAGUAAAAAGAAACAAAAGCAAGAUAUAAGAAACCAAGUCUGCUCUGAAGUUGAUCAACAAAAAGAAAGAUUAGCUUUCACUUACUUCCACUGAAGAAAAAAAAAAGAAGCCUUUCGGAUCAUUCAACCAAACAACAAAAAAUAUGACUCACCCAUCAUCGACCUUCAAACCAAAGUUAAACGACCCACAGUUUAUGGAGCUUGUGUUUGAGAAUGGGCAGAUUCUUGCCAAGGGCCAAAGAUCCGACCUUUCUCUUCUGAAUCCACGUACGAAAUCAAUCAUGGAUUUGUAUGAGGCUGAGUACAACGAGGAUUUCUUGAAGAGUAUCAACAAUUUCGGAGACACACAGGUUGUUCUACAAAAUCAUCUUGUUGCUGCUCCAGAUACAAACAUGUUGGAAAGCGAUAAACAUGUUGAUGGUUCAACUUUGAUUGAGACUUUCAAAGCUUCUUCAUCAAAGAGGAUGACGAUGAAUUAUUUUAACCGAAAGAAGAUCGAGUUUCUACCUCCUGAUGAGCAAUCUGUGGUUGCUGAAAGGACCGUGGAAUCGAGCUUUGACACUUCCUCUGCAGGUUUCACUGAAGACAGUCAAGGAUCGACGUAUCUAAGCAGUAGUCUAGAUGAAGAGUCAGAUGAUGGGAGGCCACGUGUUUCUGAAAGAACAAGAAAAGCUUUGGUCAAAAGAAAACGAAAUGCAGAAGCUUGUCAUUCACCUGAAAGAAAGCAAAGAAACGAUAUCAACAAGAAAAUGCGUACUUUGCAGGAUCUACUACCUAACUGUCGCAAGGACGACAACAAAUCGAUGUUGGGAGAAGCAAUCAAUUAUAUGACGAACCUUCAACUUCAAGUUCAGAUGAUGACGAUGGGUAACAGAUUUGUUACACCAUCAACGUUGUUGCCUUUGGGGACGCAUUACUCUCAGAUGGGUGUAGCAAUGGGUAUGGGAAUGCAAAUGGGAGCACCACAGUUUCUGCCUGGGCAUAUUUUAGGAGCAGGCUUGCCUGGGAUUAAUAAUUCAGCUAAUAUGCUCACGUUUCUCAACCAUCCUGGACUAGCGCCAAUGCAAAACUCUGCUCCUUUCACUCCAACAGAAAAAUGCUCCCCACAAUCUGUCUGGCCAUCGUAUGCUACUUUCCCUGAUCAGAUACCAAACCCCACAUUUUUGUCAACCUUAGAUGGUGCAACCCUACACAAGAAAUCAUGGAACACUAACAGAUGGAGGAAUUCUCUCUGGUAAAAAAUCUGGAAACCCCUGAGCAGAUGAAACAAACAGAAUGGUGAUAGUUACCUGUUGAUUCAUGGUCUUCUUCUUCUCGAGAAUACUAGAGCCAUCGCAAGGUGAACCAUACAGAUCCAAAAGAGCACUACAACAACAGAACAAAUACCAUGAAAGGAUCUCCUCAACUUUCUCUUUUUAAUAGUGCUAGCUUUUGUAGUUCAUGUAACAUAUAGGAUAGGAGCUAUAGGAAAUUAGGAAUAAUAAUUGUGACUCGCAAGUAGUAGUUUUCUUUGGAUGACAAACACUGCAUGUUAGAGAAUUUAAUAAAAUAUGAACCACUAUCAGAGUAAACAAAAUCAUAAUUCGACC
Capsella rubella is the source of this 1701-nucleotide messenger RNA. RefSeq names its product transcription factor PIF6. Gene Ontology annotation, molecular function: DNA-binding transcription factor activity; protein dimerization activity. The record is from RefSeq and is a predicted model, not a curated record. Gene Ontology annotation, biological process: regulation of DNA-templated transcription. Lineage: Eukaryota; Viridiplantae; Streptophyta; Magnoliopsida; Brassicales; Brassicaceae.